This is a messenger RNA of Aspergillus brunneoviolaceus CBS 621.78, 1251 nucleotides long. It is a transcript of the gene cpcA, whose product is annotated as amino acid starvation-responsive transcription factor GCN4. Lineage: Eukaryota; Fungi; Ascomycota; Eurotiomycetes; Eurotiales; Aspergillaceae. Gene Ontology annotation, molecular function: DNA-binding transcription factor activity. The coding region runs from base 1 to 1251 and encodes 416 amino acids. Gene Ontology annotation, biological process: regulation of DNA-templated transcription. The transcript is spliced from 3 exons. The record is from RefSeq and is a predicted model, not a curated record.
AUGGCUCCCCACGCCCCCGUCUCAGCAGCCACUGGCUUCAGUUCCGAACAACAACAGCAGCAACAACAACAGCAACAACAACAAUCUUCCACAGGAAGACUUUGUGCUAUUCCCAGCGUCGCAGCCUUCACCCAGGGACUCGCUCAGGUUCCAUCUUCCAGAAUAGCGCCUUACGGUUCCGGGUAUCAUCUGUCUACUACGUCUCCUUGGUCUCAUCCUUACGCACGGAAGCCAAAUUUGCGCCAGUACGCCGCGCCAGCCGCUUCGCCCUCUACUGCCCAUUUCAAUCGUCCUCCAGUUCCUCUUUUCAACGACAACUCUACCACUCCAAAACUCCACGAUCAGAUCCUCAGAAAACAGCACCUACACUAUCUAAAGCGAUAUCAAAACUACCUCAAUAAACAGAAUCACCGCCGCAACAUGUCUACCUCCAACAUUCCUCAAGACCUCUCCGAACUCUUCGACUUCCAGCCCGGCUCCAUGGAGGCUACCAUGCUCUCUCCUCAGAUGAUCUCUGGCAACUUCUUCGGCCAGGGAGUGGAGGCUGCUCCUCCGGCCACUGUCUCGCCGCAGGACCUCUUCCUCGAUGCCUCGUCUCUCGCGCCUCCUCCUUCGGCCACUUUCACUGAUCUGAGCACUCCUCCUUUGGCUACGCCUGGCAGCUUCAGCCAGAACACUUCUCCUCUAUUCACGCCUGAGAUGGAGUUGAUGACUUCUGUCGAAGACUGGGAUGCUUUGUUCCCCAUUUCGCAGGAGGUGAACCGUCUCGAUCAACUUAUCGACCCUGUCGAGAUGAUUCCGGCUAUAGACUCGGGCGAGAUGAUUCCUCCCUUGCCGCCUACCAAGUCUAUGGGUCCCCCGCAUUCUCCCAUCAUCAGGGAAAGCGCCUCGCCCAUCAUCAGGCAGAGGAAGUCUCCGGCUCCAGGUUCAGGUGUCGCAGCUCGCUCUAUUUCGCCUCCCACUACCCGCGUCAAGCACUCCACCGUCGCUGGUGUCAACAAGCACUCUACUGUCACUGGUGUCAACGGUCGUCAGCGCAAGGAACUGGCACCCAUCAAGUGCGAUCAGAGCGAUCCAGCCGCCGUGAAGCGGGCUCGCAACACUGAAGCGGCUCGCAAGUCGCGUGCUCGCAAGUUGGAGCGCCAAGAAGAGUUGGAGCGUCGCGUCGCCGAGCUCGAAGCGUCCCUCCUCGAGGCGCAGCAGAGUGAGCAGUUCUGGAAGAUGAAGGCUCUCGCCAUGGAGGGCCAUUAA